GUAUGUUUACACUAGUGCGUUUUUUCUUGCGUUAGACGCAUGCGUCAUAGCGCACCACGAGUUGCACGAAAAAGCUUGCAAUAACGCAUGCCCUUUCGAAUUCAACGGCAACAUUUUCGUGACGCACGCUUAAGCGCAAGGACUUCCGCGCUCAGUGGGAAUCCGUUCAACACGCCGUGCAUUUUAGCCACUUACCUAUUAUUUUGAGCCAUUACUUUAAAUACCUAUUUGUUUUUUAUUAAAAAAUGGCUGAAAGUGAAGACCAAAACCAAACAUCACGUUUCAUUGAAGAAUACAGAUCGUUUCCGCUACUGUGGGAUGCCAAUCAUAAAUGGUACACUAACAAAAUUAAAAGAAACGAUGCCAUUGUCGCGAUCGGCACAACAUUUAACAUGGACGUGGCAGCUGUAAAAUCUAAAAUAAAAAGCUUGCGAUCAUACUUUUCUAAAGAACGACAAAAAGUACUUAAAAAAAAAUCUGGUUCCGGAACGGAAGAAAAUUAUUCUUCCUCAUGGUUUGCAUAUAACUCGCUGCUUUUUAUUUCUGAUUCAACAACACCAAGGGAAACUAGGGAUAGCGAGGAAGAUGGUAACCCGACAACAAGUAUUAGUAAUAAUGAAAACGAUCUACAAGAUGAAGAAAUAUGUGACAAUCUGCAAAAUACUACAACUAAUGAUUAUGAAUUCAUACAACCCAUAAGGGCAAAGAGGAAUUUAAAAAAAAGUUUUCGAAAUGAAAGAGAAGAUGAGGCUUACAAAUUUAUGAAAAAAGCAGCUCACGAAAUAUCGGCAAAAGAUGAAUUUUGUACAUUUGGCACUUUUGUAGUAGAUAAUGUAAAGAUAAAGCUUAAACCCAUCAACCAAAUUUUGGCUAAACGUCAGAUUACCAAUAUGCUUAUGGAUUUACAAAUUAAAGAAGUGGAAACAUGUGAAAGACAACGUUUGAUAACUGAAUCGUCAGACACCUCAACUGGGACAUUUAAUAGUGAUACCCAGUCUUUUACAAUUGACGAGUCUUCAAAUCUUGCAGUGAACACAGUUCAUCACUUGACUUCACAUGACAACAUAAACGACUCGUUCCGUAUCGGUGAAUAUUUAUCAUUCAGUACAGCCAAUAAUGACAUUUAAUGUGCCUACAUUUUUUCAUUCUCAUUUUUUAAUGUAAUAAAAAGACCUACCUAUGUGUAUUUAAUAUUAAAAUGUUUCCUAUGCUCUACUUAUUGUUAGUUAUGAUAAGAAAAUAUUUAAAACGUAUAAAAGUAUUAA
This is a messenger RNA of Sipha flava (yellow sugarcane aphid), 1265 nucleotides long. RefSeq lists its product as uncharacterized. The record is from RefSeq and is a predicted model, not a curated record. NCBI's taxonomy places the organism in Eukaryota, Metazoa, Arthropoda, Insecta, Hemiptera, Aphididae. Bases 246 to 1127 code for a protein of 293 amino acids. The transcript is spliced from 3 exons.